CUCACAGUCCAACACCCCAUACCGAAAAUGUCCUACGCAGUCGAGACGAAAAAGCGCAAAUUUCACCGAGUCCUCGAAUCCCUGACCAAAUCCUCAACCCCCGACUCCAGAUCAGCCUCCCCCGAAGCAUCAUCAGCACGAGACCCAUCGAACAAGAAAGCCCGACUGGACACAAACAACUUCUCGAGUGUCCGGAGCUCCCUACUCAAGGUCGCACGUCCCAGCUCUCGAGACUCAUCCGUAUCGUCGACUUCGCGACCAAGCUUCGUUCCGUGGGAUCGCGAGCGCUUUCUGGAGCGAUUGGAAACCUUCCGUCGCGUCGACCGAUGGGCACCGAAACCGUCUGCGAUCAGUGAGGUGGAAUGGGCGAAGCGCGGCUGGAUAUGUACGGAUGUGGCCCGAGUAACGUGUGUUGGAAGCUGCGGUGGCUCGGUCGUUGUCAAGCUCCCGGACGAGCUGGAUGAAUUGGAUGGAUACGAUGGCGAGAAGGUGCAGGAGCGGAAGGAAGUUCGGGCCAAACUCGUGGAUGAAUACGCAGGAUUAAUGAUCAAGGGACAUGGAGAGACGUGCCCGUGGAGGAACAAGGGCUGUGAUGCUACCAUCCAUCGGUUACCCCUGGCCAAUCCCGAAGUGGCGAUUUCUGGCCUGCAAAAGCGCUACGCGAAUCUCGUCAAGAUGGCCGAUCAAUUGCCGGCACAAGAAGUCAUUCAAGCGCCCGAGUCGUUCGACCUAGAGACACUUGUCGGAAUCUUUCCAGCGGAAUUCAAAGGGUCCGAAGAGGAACCGCGAACGGAAAGCGUUGAGACGCCCACUCCAGAGGGUGUUGAUGAAAAUACGGAUAGCACACAGAAAACUGCGCCUGAGCCAUCCAUUUCCAAAAACGCUUUCAUGCUGGCCUUUUUCGGCUGGGAUUGUGUCCCAGAUGGAACGGCCGGUCUGGCUGGCUGCAGUGUGUGCUUCCGACGUCUGGGUCUGUGGAUGUACAAGCCAAAGAGCAACGGGGAUGCCGCUCUGUACGACUCGCUGGACGUGAUCAACGAACACAUGGAAUACUGUCCUUGGGUGAACGGAAAGGCUCAAAGCGGCACAGGCCGGGCAUCUGAGAAAUCAGAAGGUCUGCGUUGUGGAUGGGAGCUACUAGGCCAGGCGCUCGAUGUGCGUCAUCGUCGACUGAUUCGAUCGACGACUUCGGUCAGUCGAUCUGUCUCGGAGGUGCCAUCCACGGAUGAGCCGGUGGUAGACGAUACCAACCCAGAGGCCAAAAAGGCUAGUGAUCGAGAAUGGUGGGCCAAGCUACGCCGGAUGAGACAGGUUUUGAAUGUCAAUUCACCUCGAAAGAAGCCGACCGCCAAGUGAUACCCUGCAUUUCUGCAUCCGAUACUGUCCUCUAUUUGGGUUAAUUUCCGGCAGCGUGGCGUUAGGCAUUCUUCAUAGAUAACUCAUCAUGUCCAUAUAUUCUUUAUUUUCAGCAAGCCUGUGUAUCGGCGUCGAUUAAACAGCUUCAAUUGAAUUCAUUCUCAG
This is a messenger RNA of Aspergillus ibericus CBS 121593, 1521 nucleotides long. RefSeq lists its product as uncharacterized. Lineage: Eukaryota; Fungi; Ascomycota; Eurotiomycetes; Eurotiales; Aspergillaceae. The transcript has 3 exons. Gene Ontology annotation, molecular function: zinc ion binding. The record is from RefSeq and is a predicted model, not a curated record. The coding region runs from base 28 to 1356 and encodes 442 amino acids. Gene Ontology annotation, cellular component: nucleus.